This is a messenger RNA of Jaculus jaculus (lesser Egyptian jerboa), 2120 nucleotides long. It is a transcript of the gene Rbm46, whose product is annotated as RNA binding motif protein 46. The transcript is spliced from 4 exons. The coding region runs from base 1 to 1599 and encodes 532 amino acids. The record is from RefSeq and is a predicted model, not a curated record. Gene Ontology annotation, cellular component: nucleus. NCBI's taxonomy places the organism in Eukaryota, Metazoa, Chordata, Mammalia, Rodentia, Dipodidae. Gene Ontology annotation, molecular function: mRNA binding.
AUGAAUGAAGAAAUCAUAGAUGGAACAAGUGGAUGUAAAGUCCGAACUGGUGCCCAGAAUGAAGCUGCAUUGCUGGCUUUGAUGGAAAAGACUGGCUACAGCAUGGUUCAAGAAAAUGGGCAGAGGAAAUUUGGUGGUCCUCCCCCAGGCUGGGAAGGCCCACCUCCACCUAGAGGCUGUGAGGUUUUUGUAGGAAAAAUACCUCGUGAUAUGUAUGAGGAUGAAUUAGUUCCUGUAUUUGAAAGAGCUGGGAAGAUCUAUGAGUUUCGACUGAUGAUGGAAUUUAGUGGUGAAAACCGAGGCUAUGCAUUUGUGAUGUACACUACAAAAGAAGAAGCCCAGUUAGCCAUCAGAAUUCUCAAUAAUUAUGAGAUUCGACCAGGGAAGUUCAUUGGUGUGUGUGUAAGCUUGGAUAAUUGCAGAUUAUUUAUCGGAGCAAUUCCCAAAGAAAAGAAGAAGGAAGAAAUUUUGGAUGAAAUGAAGAAAGUUACAGAAGGAGUUGUAGAUGUUAUUGUUUAUCCAAGUGCAACUGAUAAGACCAAAAAUCGUGGUUUUGCAUUCGUUGAAUAUGAAUCUCACAGAGCUGCUGCCAUGGCCAGGAGAAAACUCAUCCCAGGAACUUUCCAACUAUGGGGCCAUACCAUCCAGGUAGACUGGGCUGAUCCAGAGAAGGAAGUUGAUGAGGAGACCAUGCAGAGAGUUAAAGUUCUCUAUGUAAGAAAUUUAAUGAUCUCAACCACAGAGGAAACAAUUAAAGCAGAGUUCAAUAAAUUCAAGCCUGGUGCUGUUGAGCGAGUAAAGAAACUUAGAGAUUAUGCUUUUGUUCAUUUUUUCAACCGUGAAGAUGCAGUAGCUGCCAUGUCUGUCAUGAACGGAAAAUGCAUUGACGGAGCCAGUAUCGAGGUAACUCUGGCAAAGCCGGCGAACAAGGAAAACUCGUGGCGGCAGCACCUUAAUGGCCAGCUGAGCCCCAACUCUGAAAACCUGCUUGUCUAUGCCAACAAAGAAGAAGGCCACUCCAAAACGUUAGGCAAGACGCCAAGCCUUCCUGCUCGGCUCAAUGGUCAGCAUAGCCCAGGCCCCCCGGAAGUUGAAAGAUGCACUUACCCUUUUUUUCCUGGAACAAAGCUUACUCCAAUUAGUAUGUAUUCUUUAAAGUCCAGUCAUUUUAAUUCUGCAGUGACACAUUUAGAUUAUUACUGCAAUAAAAAUAAUUGGGCGCCACCAGAAUAUUAUCUCUAUUCAACUACCAGUCAGGAUGGAAAAGUACUCUUGGUCUAUAAAAUAGUGAUUCCUGCUAUUGCAAAUGGCUCCCAGAGUUACUUCAUGCCGGACAAGCUCUGCACCACCUUGGAAGAUGCCAAGGAGCUGGCUGCGCAGUUUACACUACUUCACCUGGACUACAAUUUCUGCCGCAGCUCAAUCAGUAGUCUUUCCCCUGUUAGCGCUACCCUCUCUCCUGGGACUCCCAGCGUGCUUCCUUAUACUCCGAGGCCUUACUCUUAUCCAAGCUAUCCCUUGUCACCAACAGUCUCACUUGCUAAUGGCAGCCAUGUUGGACAGCGACUGUAUAUCUCCAGUCAGGCCUCGUUCUUCUGAAGAAAUCUGUGUGCGUUAGUAUGAAAAUGUCCUUCGUAAAGCAUGAAACUGCAAAUAUUGUUUCUUUUUAGAAUUGGGUUCGCACAUUUGGCUUUAAAAAUGAUAUAUUUAAACAUCAACUUAAUGUAGGCUAAUAGAGUGGUAGAAUUUAUUUAUUAAAAUAGACAAAAUUUGGAAAGUUAUUCAGCGGUGCAGUAAAUUACUGUUCUUUGUAAACUGUCAGGCUUUUCUAAUUCCUGAGUUUGCAAAAGAUCCCAGUAGUUAGUGGAGUUUUUUGCAUAAUAACUUUGUAGAAUAGCAUUUUACAAAGAUUAAAUUACUCAAAGACAAUGUUUAUGCUAGAUUUCCCAGGAUCACUAUCUGUAUGGGAGCUGGGAACAGUUAUCUAACCAGAAGCUUCUAGCUAUUAUGUGAAAAGAAAUGAUGAGAGAAAAGAUUAAGUAGCAGAUUUUAUGCAGCCAGUGAAGACAAAUCAGUCUACCAUUGUGAUCCUUGAAAGAAACUAAAUCUUUUAGUUAAUA